Molecule: messenger RNA, 519 nt
Organism: Miscanthus lutarioriparius
Lineage: Eukaryota; Viridiplantae; Streptophyta; Magnoliopsida; Poales; Poaceae
Source: the annotation of a GenBank genome assembly
AUGGCGAGCUCGCUGCAGGGUGGGGAGGUGCUCGGGCGGACCGAACCGGCGGCGGGCGGCCAACUCCUCAUCAAUCGGCGGCGCGCACCUUCGGCAUCCCGGCGCCCCUCCCCACCACGGCUUGCGGCCGCAGCUCCGGCAUCCCGACGCCCCUCCCAACCAUGGCCCGCGGCGGCGCCCCUCCAUGGCCCGACCAGCAGAGGCGUCGGUCCUCCGAGCAGAUCUAACGGGCAUCCACGCGAUUCUUCGGCCAAGGGCGGCUCAGGCGACAGCGGAGGCUUCCGCUUCACCUUUCUCGACGGUUGUGGCGGCCCCGAAACCACCUGCGACGGCGCAUCCUCUCCUAGCCGCGAUGGCAGCCACAGAUCCAAUGGCGGCAUGAGGCAACUUCCGCAGCGGCAGCCCUCUCCUCACCGGAGCGCCCCUCUACUGGCCUCCACCCCGACCCCAUCGGUCAUAGUGGCCUCCACACUACCGGCGGUGGGGACACCGAGGUGCUUGAUGGAGAUCCGGUGCUAG